Molecule: messenger RNA, 635 nt
Organism: Haliotis rufescens (red abalone)
Lineage: Eukaryota; Metazoa; Mollusca; Gastropoda; Lepetellida; Haliotidae
Exons: 5
Coding region: 75-545 (156 amino acids)
Source: RefSeq, a predicted model, not a curated record
GCAUGCAGAUUGUCAUUAAGUAUGAUGGCUUCUUUGGGGUAAGCAUUCUGCAGUGCACAGCUGAGAGUAUAUAAAUGUGUGUCCACAUCAAUUCAGCUCCAUUUCAACAUCCGUUACGACUUUCGUUCCAACAGGCACCCUCAACCAUGAAGGUCAUCGUCUUCGUCGCUAUUCUGGCACUGGCCGCUGCCGAGGAGCUUGCUCCUGAGCUUCAGGAAUCAACUUUGGCAUCGAUAAACAAGAUCAGGAGCGCCAAUGGUGAAUCAGACUUGGUCUGGGAUCUCUUCGACAUGAUUGAGGCAGAUGGUAUUACUGAGAGCUGUGAGCAGCAGGAGAUGCCUAAAGUUACAGCCGCCAUCUUCUCACAUGGAACUGAUAUUGAUGAUGCGAUCAACAAAGCCAUUGCUAACUGGACGAACGAGCCAGAUGCCCUGAGUGAGAUCACCAGCAGCGCGACGCGUGUUGGGUGUUCCGUGCAGCUGGCGUGCCCCAUGGUUGGCCGUGAAACAGAACCAGUAUACGUGGCCUGCAAAUUCUCUGCAUAGGGGCAGGGAAGCACCAGACACGACUUACCACGUCACAACCACGCGCCGAUCGUUUGUAACAUGAGAAAUAAAAUCUGCAAACACUCCUGA